ACGUCACCAGUGUCCAUGUCCCGUGCACCUGUUGAAUCAGGAUCAGGUGUAGUGUCACCUGUACGUGUGUUCACACACCAGCGGUCUAACCAUUCCCCCUCACUCUCUGCUCUUUGUGCUUCAGUCUGAGAGCAGCUGAUUGAGCACCUGCGGGAUAUUUGUGGACUAAUAGUGAAAUCCAGUUCGUACGAGGUUUUUGUGCUCUCCGGACUUCCGUCAGACGGCGACAUUUCCCCCAUAUGCUACCCUGAGGCCUCAGUCCAGCGUCAGGGAACAGCAGAAACAGACACCAGAGGAGGGUCUGGGCCAAGUGUUGUCCCUAUGGAGAGCACCCCGUCCUGGACCAGUGGUCCCAUUGAGGAAGGGCCAUACCGAGAGCGCUCUGUCGACCCCGUGGAGAUUGAGAUCCAGCAUUUCGGAGUGAGACACAAAGUCAACAAGGAUGCCAAUGGAAAUACGACCGGGCCGGAGACCGUAAGCUUUCUCCCGGUCAAAGAGGAGCCCGUCUUGGGGACGUGUAUGUGCGGACCGUGUGCUUCUGUGAGAAGCUGCAGGAGGCUCUUCUGCAGUGUUUUGACAUGUGGACUGUACCGCGUGUGCCAGCGCUUGCCUUGUCUCGUUUCGAGCGAAAGCUCAGCUCCCAAAGCGCCGGUGGAGACCCAGUCAAGUCCUUCACAGACAGAGAACGGCUUCUAUCCUGACGUCUGCAUUGGGGGCGUCAAGGUGGACACAUCCGUCAUUGAAGAAGAUGAGGAGCAUGCAUCAUUUUCCACUUCCAAAUUCGAGAUGGACAGUCCGAGUUACUUCAGUAGUUUACCAGAGGAUGACUUACUCAACAGCAGCGGGAUGGAAGACGUGGACAAACUCAUCACCCGGAAGCUCAUGGAGGUCUUCUCUGAGUUUGAGAUCAACGAGCUGGCCAAGUGCACCACGGACUCCAUGUUCCUGCGGUGUUCCCGGGAGAUCAGUCAGCUGAUCUCGGAUAUUGUGGAGGAGCACAGCAUGGAGGAGCAGGAGGCCGAGUGCCGGCUGGUGCGAGAGAUCAUUCGCAUCAGCACACGCAAGAGUAAGAAGAAGCCAGCGGUCAGGCCCCAGGAGCUGCAGCGGGACAGCGGCAAUGACACCUGGGACAGCAAGAAGAGCAGCUUCAACUCCACGAGCGAUGGAAAGUUGCAGAUUUCAAUGGAGAGGUCUGAUGACAUCGAAGCCAGGAAGUUACGCAACAACAGUAGCCAGUCGUUCUCUCCGAGUUUGCAGGAAACCGGUGUGCGGAUCACAUCGGACACUCCUUUACUCCCCGGCAGCAUCCGGACGUGAGCGUGUCCCGUCAGACAUGCAUCAUCUUCACUUCCACACCUCCAUAAAUGAUGAAGAACAGGUCCUCUGGCUCAGAGCCAGUGCCUGAUUUUGAAGUUUACCCCUAAAAAUUGUGAUUUCAUGGGUAGUUUUUUAACAUGUCUGAAGUGGUAGGUGUAUUUAUGCUUCUAUUUCAUAUUUUCUUGUGAUGGAUGUGUGAAGUAUCUCAACGCUGCGCUAUCUUGAAGACGCAAGCCAACAAGUGACUCGCUGAGAAUGAAGAAUGAGAAACAGCCUGACCUCUUUAUUGCCAACUGAUGCACAUAUACUGUAGGAGCAGUAUAUAGGCCCGAUUCUUUCAUAAUGAUUCAACUUUCCAUUCAUCACUGCCUUUUCAAGAGUUAUUUCAUCCGAAGAUGCAAAUUCUGUCAUUUAUGAACUCUCAUGACAUUCCAAAAUCAUAUAGUUUUCCUUCUUUCAUAAAACACAAUGGUGAAUUGGUGAGGAAUAUGCUGGCCACUCUUCACUAUAUUGAAACUCUCACAAAAAAGCAUUGUUUGUUCACAAUGCAAAAUGCAAAACACAAUGGUUUUUGAAGACUUGCGAUAUAGCGAAUAGACUACCUUUACGGUGAUUUAGUGGCAUUCCCAAAGAUUGCCCAGAAAUUCAGCUUUGUGUUGCACAGAAGAAACUAAGGGUGUGCAAAAGUGAGGGUUAAUAAUUAAAUUUUUUUACAUUUGUAUAGCAAGAUGAUGAAUGUAUUGGUCAAAUGUUGGCUCUUCAGUGAAAGUUGGGCUGUGUGAUGUUUGCUGGACCAAAUGAAUGAGGAAGAGUUUUAAACAGACCUUUCUCUGUGCUUAUUUAAACGUCCAUAGAAACAACAUAUGCAAAAUCUAGGACAGCAUCUGAUUAAUGCUUGAUUUUCAAUGUAUAUUUUAAUGUAUAUUUCACUGUUGCAAGAGUAAUAUGUUGUUUGUAAAAUUCUUCUCUUAUGUGAGACUGCUAGGUAUGCUUUAAUAUUAAUAAUAAAAUCUCUGUUGCUUGGUAAA
Molecule: messenger RNA, 2345 nt
Organism: Carassius carassius (crucian carp)
Lineage: Eukaryota; Metazoa; Chordata; Actinopteri; Cypriniformes; Cyprinidae
Product: keratinocyte differentiation factor 1-like
Exons: 4
Coding region: 322-1317 (331 amino acids)
Biological process (GO): keratinocyte development; regulation of epidermal cell division
Cellular component (GO): cell junction
Source: RefSeq, a predicted model, not a curated record